GCCGCGACGAUAUAUUUGCGAGUUAACCAAUGAAAACGGCACAAUUCCAAUCCCAUGCUACGAAACGAACGACCUCUACAUCGUGUUGGACGCGUCAGGAAGCAUUUCCCCUGCAGAUUUCGUUCUUGCCAAAGAAUUUAUUGUCAAAUUAAUAUCCGCAUUUGCGGUCCACGAUAAAAAUAAAAUUGGAAUGUCGACAUUCUCUUCGUCUGUGAAUCCCGUGGUUUCCCUGAAUUUUGUGGCUGAUUGGGACACUCUGAAGGCCCAGAUUUUGGGAGCAGCGCAUUCUAAAGGAGGAACCAACACGCAUCUCGCCUUGGAUUCUGCCAUUGCCCAAACGGUUCCUCUGCGCAGGACCGAUAUACCGCAAAACGUCGUAGUCUUAACGGACGGAAUGUCGAAUAAUAUGCCAUUGACGACGGAGGCGGCUCACCGCGCAUUGGACGCAGGAUUGGAAAUGUUCGCGGUCGGAAUUGGCAAUUAUGACGUGAAUGAGCUUAAGGAAAUUUCUGGGUAUAGGCAAGAUCGACUCUUUACGGUUGACCAGUUUAAUGAGUUGGUCCAGGUUUUAAGAACGCUGAGUCGAAGGAUUUGUCCGGAUUACAAGUAAAUGGAGGGAGGACGAUUUCAUUUUUUCUUGAUGAAGAUGUGACUAAAUUUUAAGUUUCUUGAAAAAUGGAUAACAAUUUUUAUUAAAUUUACUAAAAUAACUUCAUUAAUAUGGCGAUCUUUGCUAAAACAUGGCUGCCCAGAUUUGUUUGUUGUUUAGUUUUAAAUUUAUUUAUUCUGCGUAAAUAAAUAUAAGUUAAACUAUACGUUAUAC
Folsomia candida is the source of this 823-nucleotide messenger RNA. Its product is annotated as cartilage matrix protein. The transcript has 3 exons. The coding region runs from base 191 to 610 and encodes 139 amino acids. NCBI's taxonomy places the organism in Eukaryota, Metazoa, Arthropoda, Collembola, Entomobryomorpha, Isotomidae. The record is from RefSeq and is a predicted model, not a curated record.